Messenger RNA from Helicoverpa armigera (cotton bollworm), 3253 nucleotides. RefSeq lists its product as uncharacterized. The record is from RefSeq and is a predicted model, not a curated record. Bases 194 to 2647 code for a protein of 817 amino acids. The transcript has 10 exons. Lineage: Eukaryota; Metazoa; Arthropoda; Insecta; Lepidoptera; Noctuidae. Gene Ontology annotation, molecular function: protein binding.
AACGUGCGAAUCUGAGUGAGCGUGUUGAAAAUGUUUUUUUUCCUAGAAAAGGAGUUUUGUUAAAACAAACCAUAAACAAACGCAUAUCAAAGCAUUGCAUGAUAAAUAAAUCUAGUGUAAAAUAAGUUAAAACGUAUUCGUAUUAAAACGUGUUAUAUUGUGUUUGGAAAAUAUUGAGUGAUUUUUUUCCGCAAUGAGCAAAUCUAACCCGCUGGCUGGUUUGCUGGCGAAUUAUGGCGAUUCUGACGAUGAUUCUGAUGAUGGAAUGCGUGCUCCGCCAUUGCCGCCUGAGCCUAACACUAGGAAGAGUUUUGUAGCCCCAUUGCCUGGGCAGAAUUAUGCAAAUGCAUCUGUGGCCGCUGCGAACGCCGCCGCCGUGCACCCUGCGCCUAUAGCCCAUUGCCCAUGGUCAGCCUGUUACGAUGAGUCCAGUGGUUUCACAUACUACUGGAACCAACUCACCAAUGCGGUGACAUGGGAGGCUCCUCCCGAGUACCUACUGGCACUCAAGUUGGCACAGCAACAGUUGCAUGUAGCAGGUUCAGCAGAAGUAUCAGCGGAAGAGUGGCAACUGUACCAGCAAGCGUUAGCAGAGAAACAAAACUCGCAAAACAACAAAGUAGUGAGCAAGUCUUCCAAUAAACUACCCAAAAAGACUGACCGGAACAGCAUCGGGAAUAAAGACAAGGGUAACAAGUAUGGCAAGAAACGGAGCCAUAGCGAUGAUGAAGAUGAAAAAAUUGAGCUGAUAACAUCAUACCACAACUCAGAUUCUGAAUCUAAUGAUGAGGCAGAAACACCAACCAAACCACAGGCACCGCCUUUACCAAAACCCCAACCUAAGCCAACAGUUCCCCACAAGAAGCCUAAAGUAAAACCCGUGGAGUAUGGACCUGCAUUACCUCCGAAACAGAACUAUACUGUACCGAUUGGACCGGAACUGCCCCCUGAGUUGAUGAAUAAUGGACCGAAAUCACCUGAGAAUAGUGUUAAAGAGGAAAAAAGAUCAGACAAAACAAAUGAUGAAGACAGUCAAGAUGAAAGCGCCUUAUUCCUUAGACUUAAAAACAAAGCCAAACUAUUAGAAAAAUUAGGUGGAGAAUUACCAAAAGACCUUCAAAAGAUGAUCGAAGAAGAUCCCAGAUCGGGCAGCAAUACACCAAAAAGAGAAGAAAGUAUUUCAAAAGGCAAUGCUAACAUAGAUGAAUUAUUAGAAGAGAUUGAGAAAAGAGAAUUACCAAAAGUAGUUAAGACAAAAAAAGUUGAUGGUACAAUCAGUGGCAAAAGCUCCCCUAAGGGUGAUGUUACACCACCUAUUGAAGCUAAGCCUUUGUUCCCAAGUAUACAAAAUAUUGAUGAAACACCAAUUACCCCUCCGUCAAUACCUCCCACGCCUCCUCUUCCAAUAGAAAUAGAUAAUGAAGAAAAGAAAGUUGACACAAACGAAAAGAAAGGAGUUAACUUGUACCUAAUAGAUUCAGAAGAACGUAGAGAUGUUGGGAAGAAGAAACUCAGAAUAUCAAACUCUGUAUUACCCGACCGUAAAAGGGGGGAAGAGCCAGCGUACACAACCAAGUACUCCCAAUUCAUUGAAGGAUUUUCAAACGAGAGAACCGGUUUAGGUUUUUCUAAAGACGAAGAUGAAAAUGAAAGUCCAAAGAAUGCGAUUAAUUAUGGUAAUGGAUUAAUGUUUACGAAGGGUGAGACAUUGAAUGAGGAUAAAAAGGAUGAAGAUUUGGAUGAUCUUACUGAGCUUUUGGAGGCUAAGUUGAAGUACUUAAAUCAAUUGCAGCCGUGCGUGGUGACGCCCGUGCAGGAAAUGUUAAUACAGAUGCAGACGUUGGUAGCGGCGUUCCGGUUCGGCGCUUUGGGCGCGGGCUACUGGCGGCGCUGGGCGGGCGGCGCGCUGGCGGCGCUGGCGCGGCACGAGGCGCGCGCGGCGCCGGCGGGCUGGAGCGCCAGCUUCCAGAGGUCCGAGGGGCGCUACUGCUACCGGCGCGAGGCGGACGGCCUGGUCCAGUGGGAAUACCCCGCUACUACACACACGGAUAUGGAGAUUUGUACCACGCCGCCUCAUCCGGGUAUUGAUGCCAAAGAAGAAAUACCCCCACCAUUACCACCAACGCCACCCCCAGCGUCCGCCCCACCACCGCCGACUUUACCCCCAUCCACGUGGUCUCGAGCCGUCACGCCGCCGCCACCAUCCUUGUCGACCCACGUCCCGACUGGGAGCUUGGCGCCGUCAGUGGCGUCACACAGUGCUGGGGUCCAGGGUUUGUGGCCGAGAGCUAGGACUCCGCCCCCUCCGGCUUGGGUUGACCCGCCGCCGCCGGGGUGCGAUGAUUUGCCGCCUUUGCCUGCUAAUUCAGAACAAAAACAAGAGAUAGGCGACGAACUGGCGUCAUUCUACAGCGACAUAGCAGAACUAGAGAAGCAAACUUCCGGGCCACAUACGGCUUCCAACUCGCCUGAACCCGUGGAUACUAAGGACAAACAUAGAGAUAAGCCAGAUAAGGAUAAAGACGUUAAAACUAUCAAGAAGAAAUCUAAAGUAAAAAUAUCAGCAUCAAUGGGAUUGAAACACAAAUCGGUAUCGAACUUGGUGGCGAAGUGGCAACAAGUAGCCGACGAGAUUCAUUCUGAUUGAUUUACUGACUACUUGAGCGUUCAGCCGCUUCAAGCGCUUAACUGUUUGGCUUCACUAAGCCCAAAUAAUACUGUGAGACUAAUUCAUAGAGUAAAUUAAUUAUUAUUAGCCAAUAUACGACAGUUUUUUGUAUAGUAUAUCUGAUAAAUAUGUUCAAUUCAGAAGACGCAGAUAUAUUUAUGUUUUUGCAAAGACAAUAAAGUUAUUAUGUAAAAUAAAUGCUCUGUUUUUUUACGUAUGGCAUUUAAUUUUCCUACAUUAUUGUAGAUGUCACAAAGAUAUUGUUAGCUACAUAUUGUACCUAAUUGUUAUACAUACAACAUUAGCAAAUUGAUAUUGUUAAAAAUAAUUGUUAAUUACAAUUUCUACACCAGAAUGCUUUAUUAUAGUGACUUUAAUUGUAUGAAAGAGAUUUAUUCAUAGGACUCAAUAUUAUACUUAAACACAAAAGUAAGAAGUUUAUAAAAUAUUUUUGUAACUGGUAAUAAUUUUGAGCACAUUGUCAAUAGAAUAAGUUAUGUUUUACGUAAAUCGAUAGCAACAAUUGAUUUAAGUUUUUUGUAAAUAUUUUGUGUAUUUUGUAAAUAAUAAAUUUUGUUAAGAUUA